Cervus elaphus (red deer) is the source of this 660-nucleotide messenger RNA. Its product is annotated as calcitonin receptor-stimulating peptide 2. The record is from RefSeq and is a predicted model, not a curated record. The transcript is spliced from 5 exons. Gene Ontology annotation, molecular function: hormone activity; calcitonin receptor binding. NCBI's taxonomy places the organism in Eukaryota, Metazoa, Chordata, Mammalia, Artiodactyla, Cervidae. Gene Ontology annotation, cellular component: extracellular region. Bases 91 to 468 code for a protein of 125 amino acids.
UUCUGCAGUGCCAUCGCCUACCGCCAAGGCUACAGUAACUGCUCCCUCCUCUGCUUCAAGCCGCCCAGCUCCUGUUGCCAGAGAGGCGUCAUGGGGUUCUGGAAGUUUCUGCCCUUCCUGGUCCUCGGCUUGCUGGUCAUGUAUCAGGCAGGCAUGCUCCAGGCAGCACCGUUCAGGUCAGCCUUGGAGAAUGACUUUGAUCCUGCUAUACUCACAGAGAAGGAAAUGUGCCUCCUAUUGGCUGCAAUGAUGAACGACUAUGUGCAGAUCAAGACCAGUGAACUGAAGCGGGAGACAGAGAACUUGCGCAUCACUGCCCAGAAAAGAUCCUGUAACAGGGCCACCUGUAUGACCCAUAAGAUGGCAGGCUCACUGAGCAGAUCUGGGACUGAGAUUAAGAGGAACUUCAUGUCCACCAACGUGGGCUCCAAAGCCUUUGGCCAGCGCUGCAGGGACCUUCAGGACUGAGCAGUGAAAUUACUCCAGGAAGAAAGGUCACCAAGAAGCUGAACUCCAUUUCCUUUCAUUUGCAUGAAAGCAACGUAUUGAAAAAAAAAAAUUGAAUGGAAGACACAUAUAUGCAUGCCUCUUGAUACUGAAAACACUUCUUUUUGCUUGAAAUAAAGGCAAAUGCAGAAUAAAAUCAUUGCAAUUACCCAA